This is a messenger RNA of Lentinula edodes (shiitake mushroom), 933 nucleotides long. RefSeq lists its product as uncharacterized. The transcript is spliced from 3 exons. Lineage: Eukaryota; Fungi; Basidiomycota; Agaricomycetes; Agaricales; Omphalotaceae. The coding region runs from base 1 to 933 and encodes 310 amino acids. The record is from RefSeq and is a predicted model, not a curated record.
AUGUCUCGUAGUGGCAAAAAACUUGUUCGCGUUGAAUCUAUAUAUUCAAGAAGACGAGACAGCGGAAGCGGACUUUCUUCUCCUUCUAAAAUGCCAUCAGAGAUCGCGACUAUGCGUUACCUGAAAGAUCAUUCAACGAUUCCUAUCCCCACGAUACAUGGUUAUGACGCGGAUGCUGACCGCCAUGUUGGCGGUACGUGGUUGGUCAUGGAAUACGUAUGGCAUACCUUAACGACGACCCAGCGUGAACAGCUUGCUCUGUCUUUGGCAGAUCUAUGGUCUCAACUCAUGCUCCAAACUUUCAAUCAGAUUGGAAGUUUGUACGAAUGCCCUGAAGGGCAAUUUGCGGUCGGGCCAAUGACUUUUCUUCCGAGCAAGAAUCACUAUGCUAUAGCUCCUCCUGAUAGGGCUAAAUGUGGCCCCUUUAACACUGCAAAGGAAUGGCUUGAAGCUACCGCACGUCAGGAACUUGCAUACCGACUCUCUCUGUCGCCACAGCCCGACGCCUCCUCACGUAUUAAUUCUGUGCUGGAUCUCAUACGUGUCUCCGAAGAUCUAGAAUCAAGCAUAAAAUGGGAGGCUUCGCGCCUAAGUAUAGAGCACGUCGACUACUCUACACACAACGUUCUCGUAUCCCCAGUCGAUCCCACAAAAAUCAUGGCAGUCAUUGACUGGGAGGGCGCUCGAAUUGUUCCUAUGUGGGCAAUGAAUCCGGCUUUCAGGUGGCCCCAUGACUCGGACGAACUCGAGAUUAGACAUCUGAAAGCGCUCAUGCGUGACAGAAUUUGCUCUCAGGUACCAGGAUGGAGCUCUGCAAUUGGGAACGAAUGUCGCCCAUUGCGUGUCCUCUGUAUGAAAGCGACUUUGAGUGAUCGCAAUCCCGAUCUCAUCAAUCCUGACGGAUAUCCCUUGGAUAUGUCCCCCGAUUUGUAA